Messenger RNA from Aphanomyces invadans, 1096 nucleotides. RefSeq lists its product as hypothetical. The record is from RefSeq and is a predicted model, not a curated record. Lineage: Eukaryota; Oomycota; Saprolegniomycetes; Saprolegniales; Verrucalvaceae. The transcript has 4 exons. The coding region runs from base 69 to 1061 and encodes 330 amino acids.
AUGGGCAACACGAUUCCGGAUAAUUUUCCCCAACGCCGCAGGAACCAACGCAGCAAUAGGAGGAAAUAAUGGCUGGAAUCAGCGCGCUGAAGCGAAAGCGCCAGCAUAAUGAGGACGAGAAGCUGAAUCACACCGCCAGCGUUCAGUUCACGCGAGAAAUCAAGAAGAUCAAGGCAUUCGAGAUUCAGAAGGUGGUCAAGACGCUAUCCAAAGACCCGCAAAAUGCCAAGCUCGCAGCGACAGUCGAGUUGCUCAAGAAUGUGGACGUUGCCCAUAUCGCUCGACGAGCUAUGCUUUCGCUGGGCCUGGACCCUCCCGAAAUCAAAAAGGCGAAGUCGAGUAACAACACACUGGUGGACAACACUGCAAUGCUUGCUUUGGAGUCCACGUUUCUCAAGCACAAGAGGCUGUCACCGCUCCUCAAUACAUGGAAAACCAAGGCAACGGAAAGAGCGGACAAACUCUUCCGCGAAGAAAACGUCCUUCUUAAGCAAGCUCGCGAAAAUUCGAAACAACAGACUCCGACUAGCCGACGCGGCGCUUCGGCUUCCGAGUCCAUGUUCCUCGGCUCUCUGUCUGGGCUCGGUGAAUCGUCUGGCUUUGAGGACGAUAUUGCAGAAUUUUUGGGUGAAAACCACAAAAAGAACCGACCGGGUCAGCGUGCCCGCAAACAGAAGGCGCUGAUGGAAGAGCAGCGGAAGACCGGAAAGGUUCCAGCACCAACGAUACCUCGGGGGACCUCCAAGUUUGGUCCCAGCAGCAGGACCGCAGCCGAACGACCCCCACGCCCUUCGACUACUCAAGGCAAGAUCCGACCCCCACGACCCGGGUCAACUCAAGGGAGCAACCGCCACCAGCACCGACGCGCCACUUUGGAGCAAACUGGCGACCGCGCUGCGGCACCCCGACGACCACCUCCUGCUGCGGCACAAACUAGUCGCCGAGAAACUGCGGAGGAUAAGUCGCACCAUCCAUCGUGGGCUGCUAAGCAAGCCCAGAAGGACAAGGAAAAGGUUGCAAUCCACGCGUAUGCGGGAAAGAAGGUUGUGUUCGACGAUUAGCCAGAGUUAAUGAAAGGGACUCGCUUUCAAGUGCA